Astyanax mexicanus (Mexican tetra) is the source of this 1351-nucleotide messenger RNA. It is a transcript of the gene srprb, whose product is annotated as SRP receptor subunit beta. Gene Ontology annotation, cellular component: plasma membrane; cytoplasm. The transcript has 7 exons. The record is from RefSeq and is a predicted model, not a curated record. Lineage: Eukaryota; Metazoa; Chordata; Actinopteri; Characiformes; Acestrorhamphidae. Gene Ontology annotation, biological process: intracellular protein transport; vesicle-mediated transport. Bases 59 to 859 code for a protein of 266 amino acids. Gene Ontology annotation, molecular function: GTP binding.
AGUACACGUGUGUGUUCAGUGCCUCAGUGACAGAAGCAGCAGCAGCAGCACCGCCGCUAUGGAGGAGAAGAUUAACCUGGAUUUGGAGGAUUUUUCCUCCGAGCCGUUUCUGGACUCGCUGGUUAAAGAGUUUAUAGAACAGGACCCUGCUUUCCUAAUCGGGGUGUUCGUGGCUUUAGCAGUGGUUAUAAUAACAGUAGUGUUAUUUAAGUUUCUGUUCAGUACCAAGACUAAAAGAAGCAGUGUGCUGCUGGUGGGUUUGUGUGAUUCAGGGAAGACUCUUCUCUUCAGUAGACUCUUGGCAGGGAGAUUCACAAACACUCAAACAUCCAUCUCUGAAAACAGUGCAAACUAUAAAACCAAAAAUGAGAAGGGUACCACCUGGACUCUUGUUGACCUUCCUGGCCAUGAAAGUCUGAGGCCUCAGUUUUUGGAGAGGUUUAAGGCUUCUGCAAGAGCGAUAGUGUUCGUGGUGGACAGUGCAGUCUUCCAGAAGGAGGUGAAGGAUGUGGCUGAGUUGCUUUACUCCUUGCUGACGGACAGUGUGGUGACCAGGAAUGCCCCAACUCUGCUGAUCGCGUGCAACAAACAAGAUAUUACAAUGGCGAAGUCAGCCAAACUGAUUCAGCAGCAGCUGGAGAAGGAGCUGAACACUCUGAGGAUGACCCGCUCUGCAGCCCUCACCUCUCAGGACGGCUCUGACGGGACAGCGGUGCACUUGGGGAAGAGAGGGAAGGACUUUGACUUCUCUCAGCUGCCCAUGAAGGUGGAGUUUGUAGAGUGCAGCGCUCGUGGCAGCAAGGGUGAAGACGAGGACGCCGACAUCGAGGCUCUGGAGAGGAGUCUGGCUAAGCUGUGAUGGACUGAUCUGUGAUUGAUUGUUGUUUUUCUUCCAUUCAGAAACUCCCUCUUAAUGCACGUGUUUGCAUUAAACGUCUUCGUUAUUUACUUUCUCGUCAGUAUUGUUUCUUAUGACACUAUAACUUUUUUUUUAAUUAGAAUUCUCCCAGGUGACAAAAUUUAACUUUAUUUUCCCCUCAAUUUGCUCUAAGUGCAAGAUUGAUAACCAAGGUAUUGGUAAGAGCCCAUCUCUUGGUACAUCUUAAUGUUUUUCAUAAAGGGUUAUGACUCUAACCCUAGAUAAUGAAAUAUUAUUUAUUUUUGUGGGCGGAUGUGAUGCUUUUCAAGGUACAAUGCAUUUGUUACUCUGUCAUUUAUGUCAUGUCCAUGUCUGCUUUGUGCCUUAGAGCUGAGAUCCAGCUAACAACAAUGUAGUUUUGGUCCUGCAUCAACUUUUAACAACUGUAAAUAAAUAAAUAAAUAAAGUUUUUCUGAUGUUUGCAUUCUUAAA